CGUCCCUGCACUGUCGAUGUGCAGAAGAAGAAGAAGCUCAGGCACGUGUAAUGAACCAGGAGAAUGCAUAGUGUAGCCGGGACACGAAAACAACUUAACUAGCAUUGAUUAUUUGUUUCAGUCAGACUGUUCGAUCAGAAAUGACUAAAGCGAAGAAGGAGAAGAGUUCAGCGGACGGAGAUGAGGCCACAGCCGCCGGCGGGAACGAGAAAUCGUACCACGAGUUGAUCGCUAACGUGAACCCGAUCGCUCAGCCGCUGGCCUCCAGAAAGCUCAGCAAGAAGCUCUACAAAUGCGUCAAGAAGGCUGCCAAAGUGAAGAACAUUCGCCGAGGAGUGAAGGAGGUUCAGAAGUUCAUCAACAAAGGGGAGAGAGGAAUUGUGGUGUUGGCUGGCGACACGCUGCCCAUUGACGUCUACUGUCACCUGCCGAUCAUGUGUGAGGACAGAAACCUGCCGUACGCCUACAUCCCCUCCAAGGAUCUGGGUUCAUCUGCAGGAUCCAAGAGACCGACCUGUGUGAUCCUGAUCAAACCUCAUCAGGACUACCAGGAUGCCUACGACGAGUGCGUGGAGGAGGUGUCCAACUUGCCCAAACCCCUCUGACACUCCUCAGCCAAUCAGGGAGUUUAGGACUCCCUCUGGUUUCUCCUCAGAAAUAAUGACUGCUGUUGAAACCACUGCGUUUCUACACCUGAAGGAUAAACCACAUGUCAGACUGAGCCGAAGCUAGCCUAACACUUUCCUCCUGAUUCUGGUGUUUAUGCUGAGCUAGGCGAACACUUUCCCUCGGUUCCCGGUGUUUGUGCUGUGCUAGACUAAACCCACCAGGAUUUUAAUGAACACCAGUGUUUUUGUUUCCCACCCAAAGUGUGUAAAUAACAACAAAAUGCAUUUUAUUGCAGGAUGAGUUUAACAUGUUUUUUAACAAACACAAUGUUAUCAGUGAGAUUAUUUCCCCCUGUGCCACGGAUAAUUCGAUCAGAUGGACUCAUUGAUAACGUGUCUCCUGCCCAAUGGCCGUUUGUAUUUUAUAUUGAUGUCUGGGUAAAAAUAAAAAUCAGCACACUGACAUCUGGUC
Molecule: messenger RNA, 1080 nt
Organism: Monopterus albus (swamp eel)
Lineage: Eukaryota; Metazoa; Chordata; Actinopteri; Synbranchiformes; Synbranchidae
Gene: nhp2
Product: NHP2 ribonucleoprotein homolog (yeast)
Exons: 4
Coding region: 141-605 (154 amino acids)
Cellular component (GO): nucleolus
Molecular function (GO): RNA binding
Source: RefSeq, a predicted model, not a curated record